Molecule: messenger RNA, 180 nt
Organism: Mucor mucedo
Lineage: Eukaryota; Fungi; Mucoromycota; Mucoromycetes; Mucorales; Mucoraceae
Exons: 1
Source: RefSeq, a predicted model, not a curated record
AAAUUAAAAAUGAGAUCAUUAGUAAAUAAGGUCUAUGUCUCAGUAAACUGCGAUUCAAAGGAAAGCAUAACAAAUAGAGAUUCAAAAAACAGUUCUUCAGAACCUGAACUGAAAGGCUUAGAUGAGAACAUACAGGGUAAUUAUAUAAUUGUGGAUGCUUACUUUCUCAAUGAAAGUUAA